Molecule: messenger RNA, 1886 nt
Organism: Nannospalax galili (Upper Galilee mountains blind mole rat)
Lineage: Eukaryota; Metazoa; Chordata; Mammalia; Rodentia; Spalacidae
Gene: Wipi1
Product: WD repeat domain, phosphoinositide interacting 1
Exons: 13
Coding region: 94-1434 (446 amino acids)
Biological process (GO): protein localization to phagophore assembly site; protein lipidation; autophagy of mitochondrion
Cellular component (GO): phagophore assembly site membrane; extrinsic component of membrane; cytosol
Molecular function (GO): phosphatidylinositol-3-phosphate binding; protein binding; phosphatidylinositol-3,5-bisphosphate binding
Source: RefSeq, a predicted model, not a curated record
CAGGGAGGCGCUAGGGCUCUCGGAGCCGGCUCAGGCGGGCUGCAGAGGUGGCUAUCGCCGGCUCCGAGCUGCGGUGUCCCGGGUCGAGCCCCCAUGGAGGCCGAGGCCGCGGAUGCCCCUCCGGGCCGGGUGCAGGCGGCGCUCAGCUGCUUCUCUUUCAACCAAGAUUGCACGUCACUAGCGAUUGGAACCAAGGCCGGUUAUAAGCUGUUUUCUCUGAGUUCUGUGGAGCAACUGGACCAAGUCCAUGGAAGCAAUGAAAUCCCCGACGUGUACAUUGUGGAGCGCCUCUUCUCCAGCAGCCUAGUUGUAGUGGUCAGUCACACAAAGCCACGGCAGAUGAACGUGUACCACUUCAAGAAAGGCACUGAGAUCUGCAAUUAUAGCUACUCCAGCAACAUCUUGUCCAUAAGGCUGAACCGACAGCGGCUGCUGGUCUGCCUAGAGGAGUCCAUCUAUAUCCACAACAUUAAAGAUAUGAAGCUCUUGAAGACCCUCUUGGAUAUUCCCUCAAACCCAACAGGUCUAUGUGCCCUCUCUAUCAACCAUUCCAACUCCUACCUGGCAUAUCCUGGAAGCCUGACUUCAGGCGAGAUUGUGCUUUAUGAUGGAAACUCCCUGAAAGCAGUGUGCACCAUCGCUGCCCAUGAGGGAACGCUGGCCGCCAUCACCUUCAACUCCUCAGGCUCCAAACUAGCCAGUGCAUCCGAGAAAGGCACCGUCAUCCGGGUGUUCUCUGUGCCUGAAGGGCAAAAGCUCUAUGAGUUUCGGCGAGGAAUGAAAAGGUACGUGACCAUCAGCUCUCUAGUUUUCAGCAUGGACUCACAGUUCCUGUGUGCCUCCAGCAAUACGGAAACUGUGCACAUCUUCAAGCUGGAGCACCUCACUACCAGCCACCCAGAAGAGCCUUCCACGUGGAGUGGCUACAUGGGAAAGAUGUUCAUGGCCGCUACCAACUACCUCCCCGCCCAGGUGUCGGACAUGAUGAAUCAGGACAGAGCUUUCGCCACUGGACGCUUGAGCUUCUCCGGGCAGAAGAACAUCUGCACACUCUCCACGAUCCAGAAAUUGCCACGGCUGCUAGUAGCCUCCUCUGAUGGACACCUUUACAUCUACAAUCUGGACCCACAGGAUGGAGGCGAAUGUGUCUUAAUCAAAACCCACAGCUUGCUUGGCUCCGGAACAACAGAAGAGAACAAAGAAAACGACCUCGGACCCUCCAUACCUCAGUCUUACGCAGCAACUGUAGCAAGGCCCAGCACAUCUGUGGCAUCCACUGUGCCGGGUUACUCUGAGGACGGCGGGGCGCUCCGAGGAGAGGUGAUUCCGGAACACGAGUUUGCCACGGGACCAGUGUGUCUUGACGACGAGAAUGAGUUUCCCCCUAUAAUCUUAUGCCGUGGAAGUCAGAAGGGCAAAUCGAAGCAGUCCUGACCAGAAGCGCACCUCAGAAAUCAGGACAUCCCCUGUCAGGUGGUUUUGGAGAAAACAAGGUGGAAGACCGGAAUGCAAAUGUGAGCAGAGAGGGAGGCAGGAACCCCACCUUAGGGCGCCUCGCCGCCUGAGCCACAGGAUGGGGUUACCCUCUCACCAGCCCCCUCAGCCUUGGCUGCCAAUGGGUGAGGACAUCGCCUUCAAACCACAGUGUAAAUGCUAACUAACCAUAUUGGUAUAUAACCGGGAUUUUAUAUUAAAAGGGGCGUCCUUGUCAGAUGUAUGUGUGUAAAAAUGUUCUUAUCUGGAAACCUCUUGGAACUGUAUUUCUUGUAUAUUACAAACAUGUAGAGAGAGACUAUUUUAGCCAGGCAAAGUAUUUUUGCAGUGAUUAGAAUAAAUCAUUUAUUACCUUUGGAGUCCCAUUCAGGACACUAAUUAAAUAAAAUUAU